AUGUAUCUCAGCAGUCUUGUUUUUGCUGGUCAUCUUCUCCAAUGGGAAAAAUGGUGAAGCAGCAAUGGAGAGUGAGAGAGAGGGACGCAGGAGGUUGCUCAGCUGCGGCACCAGCAGAGAGCACGCAAGUGGAUACUCAGCUCUCCCCCUGGAAUAGCGAGGCUGGGGCAGCAGAGCAGCAGGAAGGACCCGCAGAGCUGUUGUGCAGAGCUGUCGCUGUCAGGCUGGCGAAGACGGGAACACUCAAAAGAAAAGCAUCGGGAGUGUCCUGACAGGUACAAGUGAGGUUUUGUUCACGUGCCAUGGCUCGCUUCUGCCAGCCCUGAAAGUGCUGUAAAAGGUGAAACAAACCCACAGGUGUACCGAUGGAAAAGACAGGAGACACACAGAGUUGCCAGAACAAGAGUGAGGAAGACAUCCCAAAGAGUUCCCCAUUUGACUUUGUUAUAAAACAAUUCCAAGGGAAGAGAUCCUCUUCUGGAAAGAGAAAAGAGCAGCCUUCAGCCAUCCAGAAGUUCUUCAGUGGCUUUGACUUUGGGAAAUCAGAAGGCAAGGAAAGACAAGAAAUUGAAGAAACAGAAAUAAACAACUGUAGAGCUGAUGAUCAGAGUGAGAAGGAAAAUCUCUCGGUAGAAGAUGAAUCUUCACAGCUGAUUUCUGAAGCAGAGUCACCAUCUGGUGAGCAGAGAUUGAACCAGUUCAUGCAGAAACUGGGAAAGAAACCCAACAGCAAGAACCUGGAUCUCAAUAAUUGUGCAUUAAGUGCAGCAGAUGUAACAGAGCUGGCUUCUUUACUGCCAUUUCUCCCAGAGCUGGAAGAGAUCAGCCUGUCCUGGAAUGGUUGUGUUGGAGGGACUUUGAAAACCCUCACUGCUCAGUUCCAUCAUGUGAACCUGCUAAAAGUCCUUCGACUUAACAGCUGCAGGCUGUCAGCUGAGGAUGUCACCUCCUUAGGAGAGGCAUUUGAAAUUGUUCCUCAGCUUGAAGAACUGGAUUUAUCAUGGAACAGCAACAUAGGUGGCAAGCUAUCACUCCUGACAAAAAAACUUCGGAAGGGAUGCAAGAUUAAACUCCUGAAAAUUACAGAUUGUAACCUGACAGCCAGAGAUGGAGAAUCCCUCGCUGAAAUACUAAAUGUGCUCCCAAACCUUGAAGUAUUAGAUCUCUCUAUCAACAAACACAUUGGCUGCAGCAUGAAGGUCAUUGCUCAGGAUCUGAGAAAUGUACCAGGCCUCAAGGAGUUGAACUUGCACAUGUGUGGAUUAAAGCAGGACAGCCUCCAGGGCUUAGACACUGCUUUACAGCACCUUACAGCACUGAGAAAAUUAGACAUAUCGUGUAACAAAGAGAUUGGUGGUGGCUUUAAAGACUCAGCAGCUCAUUUGGCCAGCUUGAAAAAUCUCGAAGUCCUUGACCUCCACCAGUGCUGUGUAACAGAAGAAGAUGUGACCGUUUUGUCCCAGGUGAUACCUUUACUCUCCAGUCUUCAAGAGCUGAAUUUAUCCUGGAAUAAAAACAUAGGAGUCUCAUCUGAUCCUCUUCUCGGCAGACUCAGAUUUUUACCGAAGUUGAGGUCUGUAGCCAUCAGCAAUUGUGGAUUAGGCAUGGAGUCCUUUUCAUCACUGGCUGAGGCUGCCCUUCACCUUCCUGAACUGGAGAUGUUAGACCUUUCUUGGAAUAAGUGCGUUGGUGGAAACCUAAAGCUGCUUUUGGGAGCACUAAAGCUUGCAACGGAGAUUCAAGUGUUAAGACUGAGCAGCUGUAACUUGGUGGCUGAAGAUUUGGCGCUUCUAACAUUACUGUCACACGAUGGCCACCUAGCCAGGUUACAGAAGCUGGAUUUGAGUUACAAUAACACCAUCUCUGAUGAAGGGUGGAUGAUUUUCUGUCAAGGCUUAACAGUAUUCAAAGAACUCUCAGAGCUGGAUGUCAGUCUUCGUCCAUCAUCCUGCCGUGUCUGUGGGAAGUGGUUCAGUGAGUUGUUAGCAGCACUGACAAAGCUGCCUGCAUUGGCAGAGCUGGGCAUGCAAAGAUGGGUCCUUUCAGAAUCGCAGCGUAAACAGCUGGAAGGCUUUAAUCGAGACCACAAAAGAAACAUUCGUUUUGACUGUUGAUGGAGGUUGGAGGUUUCUGGAAAGCCUUUCACAAGCAACGUAUGAACUAAGUAUUGUGUGUCUCUCACUUAGAAAACUGCUUGAAAUAGUUCCAAAUUUAUAUAAAAAACAGUUAUUCAACUUCCUACACACGUGGAUUACUCCCCUCGAUAACAUAUUCUUUCAGAUUCUCUGGGCCAUGCUUACUCUGCUAUUGUGACACUACUGAAUGUGCUUAAGUUGUGAAUACUGCAAUGACUGAUACCAAAGGAGCAAUGACAGUGUCAGAUAGACACGUGGCAGGUUUGCCAGUGCAAGGAAAUGAGUGGAGUAUGCACUAAUGCAGAUGGAUGGGCAGUGUAAUUACACAUACCAGGAAGAUGUUUCUAAUGCAAAAAUAUCUGAAACUCUGUGUUUUAGAAUUUUGUUCCCCCUCCCCCAUACAUUUUAAUUUUUGUGAAUGCAUUAAAGCUACAUAAUUGUGAGAUUUGGAAAGCAUCCCAGCAGCUCAGGAGUAUAUGUCAGUCCAGUAGGAAGAAAACAGCAGGAGUUGUUCUGCCUCUGCUAUGGCUCUCAGUGCCAUCUGAUAGCAUAGAUGAAUCCUGCAUACAGAAUCAGCAUAAAAUCAAGUUUUUGAUGCAUUGGUUCUACAGAAAUGCAGCUCUUAUUUUUCAGCUUACAAAAAGAAAGAUGAUGAAAUAAAGCAGCCAACUCUGACAGCAGUUCCUCCAGUCAGUAUUCAUCUGUAUGAUUCAGCACAAAAGUAAGUGUCUCCAUGCUCUUGCUUUCCCUCUCUGUCUCAGCUGUCAGUGUCAGUGUUACCCAGGCUCAGUGCAUGCCAGGAGUGCAUCUUCAUACUUGAGCAGAAGGCAGCUCUUGGUUGUAAUGUAAGACUUUGCAAAAGGAAGGUCUCAGUGAAGUAAGAACGAAAAGAUAGGAACAAAUACCUCCUGUAUUUGAUUGUCAUCCAGGUUCAAUAUCUCCAGGUUUUUCAUGGAGCAUAUUCCUUUGGGAAUUUCAUCUAAGCAGUUUUCACUCAGAUCGAGUACCCUGACGCUGGUUAGACUGGUGCAGGACAGGUGAACUCUGUGCAGCCCGGUGUUCCUCAGAUAAACAUGGGUAAGUGAUGUCCAAGAGCAUGUCUGGGCUGGCAGCUCCUCCAAGCUGUUAUCAGACAGGCUGAGUUCACUCUUUUCAGUGAGAUUGUUCCAAAAUGGGGGAAGCUUGUGCAGGGGAUUAUGAGACAGAUCCAGCACCGCCAGCUUCUGGCAGUGUUGCAGCGUGGGAGGAAUGGAAGAUAAGUUAUUAAAAGCUAAAAAUAGCUUAACUAAGUUUGUUAGAGAGCCUAUCUCUUCUGGGAUGUGACUGAUGAGAUUUUGUUCCAGAUCUAUUAUUUCUAAACUAACAAUUUUACAAAGCUCGAUGGGAAAUUUUUCAAAUCUAUUGUUUUUGAGGUAAAUUUCCUUGAGUUUUUUCAGGUUCACUGUUUCUUUUGGCAGACACUGUAGAUGAUUGUCAGAAAGCCCAAGAAGUUCAAUGAGAUGGAGGUAUUUGCAGAUCUGCACUGGGAUUUCAUGCAAGUUUAUUUGAUAGAGCCUGAGCUGGUGAAGGGACUGCAGGUUGCUGAUUACCUGCAGAGAGCUGUAAGAGAGGGGGUUGUUACUUAAAUCUAAGCUCAGAAUACUUUUCAACAUCCCCAGCUCUUCACAUAUUUCCCGUAUGUGGUUGUGAUCCAAGUAGAGAACCUUCAUGUUCUUCAGGAGUUUUAUUUCUCUCGGGAUGUUCACUAUCAGGUUCUUCUCCAUGUGCAGCUCUUCCAGAUGCUCUAGACUGAAGACCUCAGGUGGGAUGAUUUGCAGCUGCUUAUUGGCUAAAUCAAUAAAAAAAAUCCUAUCUGUGGCGUGCUUGGGAAUCAGAGCUUCAUUCUCUGGUACUUCAUUCAUUGGUUUUUCUUGUGCAGUGGUAACGUGAUUAUCCUCAA
Centrocercus urophasianus (Greater sage-grouse) is the source of this 4074-nucleotide messenger RNA. It is a transcript of the gene LRRC31, whose product is annotated as leucine rich repeat containing 31. The coding region runs from base 366 to 2114 and encodes 582 amino acids. The record is from RefSeq and is a predicted model, not a curated record. Lineage: Eukaryota; Metazoa; Chordata; Aves; Galliformes; Phasianidae. Gene Ontology annotation, molecular function: protein binding. The transcript has 12 exons.